CAAGUGGCAUCCGGCGUCAGUCUCGUUCCGGCAGUGGAGCCUUCCCUUCUUCUUCUUCUUCUUCGGCAAAGAAGGACGACAGUCGCAGCGAAGCCGACUCGGCAAUCUUGGCAUCGCCAUGUUAGUUUCGCGGUGCAAAUUUCCCGGCGUUCCCACACCGUUAUCUGUGGGGACUUUCGUCAAGCACCUGGCGGUCCCCAUAUCGACGAGGCUACACUGCGCUCUAGUCGGUGCAGGAGGCGGGGCCAAGAGCAGGGCUGUUCGUUGUCCCAAGUUCCAGGCCCUGAAGAAUCGUCAGAAGGAGCAGAUACACCUCUACGUCGACGCUCUCCUCGAGUGGAACCAGAGAAUGAAUCUGACUGCUGUCAGAGAGGCGGAUGAGGUGAUGGAGAGGCACAUCGAGGACUCUCUAUCGAUUAUCCCUCCAAUACGGGACUCUUAUCUAUCGCAUUGCGAUGCUUCUUGCGGUAACAUUAGAGUCGUCGAUGUUGGGAGCGGCGCUGGGCUUCCUGGACUGGUCUUAGCAAUUGCACAGCCCGAUUGGCAGGUGACUCUUGUUGAGUCUAUGAGAAAACGUUGUGUUUUCUUGGAGCAUGCGGUCAAUCUGGCCGGGGUGUCCAAUGUCGAGGUCGUGAAUGGGAGAGCCGAGGAUAUUGGUAAUGAUUUGUGCUUCAGAGAACAUUUUGAUGUUGCCGUUGCCAGAGCUGUUGCUGAGAUGAGAGUCUUAGCUGAAUAUUGUCUUCCACUUGUUCGCGUUGGUGGCUUGUUUGCGGCUGCGAAGGGUCACAAUCCGGACGAUGAAGUUAAAAAUGCUGAAACAGCAAUCCAGUCAAUGGGUGCUUCCCUUUUACAAGUCUGUCCUGUUGAAUCCCAUGGUCCAUACGGGCAGCGAACUGCCAUCAUCUGUUUGAAGGGUCACCAGACCCCCAGAAAGUAUCCCCGUCAUGCAGGCACACCAGCGAAAGAACCACUGUAAAUAUCCAGGUGGCCAUCUGCCGAUCAUCGCAAGUUAAUUAAUGCAAUUCUCUGUGAAAUUUUUGUAAAACAACUCAUAUUUGUAAGUAUAAUUCUUUGUUGAAAUCAUUCGCUGUCACCAGUAGCUUAUCAAUGAACUGAUUAUUGUAAUUUUAGGCCUUACUUAGCAUGGAGAGCGUUCAUACCUGCCACAUGCAACAUCUGGUGUAAGAUUUCCAGAGUAUCCGAUACUUGUCGUGGUGCAUAUCUACAGAGAUGAGCUUUCUGACCUU
Rhodamnia argentea is the source of this 1247-nucleotide messenger RNA. Its product is annotated as ribosomal RNA small subunit methyltransferase G. Gene Ontology annotation, cellular component: cytosol; cytoplasm. The transcript has 7 exons. Lineage: Eukaryota; Viridiplantae; Streptophyta; Magnoliopsida; Myrtales; Myrtaceae. Bases 119 to 976 code for a protein of 285 amino acids. Gene Ontology annotation, molecular function: rRNA (guanine-N7-)-methyltransferase activity. The record is from RefSeq and is a predicted model, not a curated record. Gene Ontology annotation, biological process: rRNA processing.